AUGGAUGUCGGAGUUGGGGGAGCGAAAUCUAAAAGUACUAACAAUGUGAAGACCAGCGGCCAAAUUCUCUCAAAGCGCCUUCAUGCCGAGCUUUCCCAGCUUCUUACUGAUCCAAGCUGUAUGAGCGCUGGCAUCUCUGCUUUUCCCGAUGGCGAAAAUUUCUUCAAGUGGGCUGGUACAAUUCACGGACCGUCUGAUAGUCCUUACGAAGGGAUGGAACUGAAAUUACAAAUGGAAUUUUCUGAUGAGUACCCCUUGAAGCCGCCAAAUUGCAAGUUCACGUCUCCCGUUUGGCACCCCAAUGUUGACAUGGCAGGAAGAAUAUGCCUCGAUAUUCUGAAUGAAAAGUGGUCUGCUGCUAUGGAUAUUCGCGGACUUCUUCUCAGCUUGCAAUCACUCUUGAAUGAUCCCAAUCCCAACUCGCCACUGAAUGCCCAAGCAGCCAAUCAAUGGGUAAAAGAAAGAGAGUCAUACAAUCUCAAAGUAAAGGAACACUUCAAAUCAAAGUCAACUAACUGA
Messenger RNA from Oikopleura dioica, 519 nucleotides. The record is from the annotation of a GenBank genome assembly. NCBI's taxonomy places the organism in Eukaryota, Metazoa, Chordata, Appendicularia, Copelata, Oikopleuridae.